Phascolarctos cinereus (koala) is the source of this 4655-nucleotide messenger RNA. The record is from RefSeq and is a predicted model, not a curated record. Lineage: Eukaryota; Metazoa; Chordata; Mammalia; Diprotodontia; Phascolarctidae.
CCUCGCCGUCUUCCAUUCGUUCCUUAGGUUUCAGCUGUCUGUCCGCUGACACCCGCGGCCACGGGAGUGUGUGGGGUGUCCCCAGGACCUCGGGAACGAGGCCGGCCUUCGGCCGUUUCUCCGCCACUUCUCUUCUCCUCUCCCUUAUCAGUCAGUCAGUCAGUCAGAAAACGUUGUUUUGGCACCUGCCAUAAGCCAGGCGCUGCGCUACGCUCGGGGGACACAGAGAGAGGCAGCCACCGGCCCCUUCCUCUCCCCUCCGCCUCCUCCUCUGAAUACUAACUAGCAUUCUUAUAGCUCUCUACCGCUAUCCCCUCAUUCGGGCCUCACCACAACCCAGCAGGUCUGCCUUUUGAAAGAUUUGCUCUUCUAAAAGAAAGAAGUAUGGAGGAGAAAGGAAUGGUCCCUCUGAUUCUAACAGCCAUAUGCAAGGAGUCAGUGACGUUCAAAGAUGUGGCUGUGGACUUUAGCCAGGAAGAGUGGGGACAACUGAAUCCUGCCCAGAGGCAGCUGUACAGGGAUGUGAUGCUGGAGAACUACAGGAACCUGGUGUCCUUGGGGCUUCCAGUUUCCAAACCAGAGGUGAUCUCCCAUUUGGAGAGAGGAGUCAUACCAUGGAUGUUGGAAAGGAAAGUCCCAAGAGACAUCUGUCCAGAGUCCAUUAGUCGGGAGCUUAGUUGUGAAACCAUAGAGUCACCUUCAACACAGAGCAUUUCUGUGGGAGAACCCUUUGAGGAAGGACUCAGAAAGAAUGGUUCCUGGAUUUCCAAGCUAGGAGAAGUCUGGGAAUGUAAUCUCAAAUUAAACCAACAAAAGUGUUAUGAGGAAAGGCAGUCCCAUCAAGUGACAGUCACCCCCAGAAAAGGUUCUACUAAGAUUAAUGUUAAUGAAUGUAAUACAUUUGAAACAAACUUCAGCCUGGGAUCAAUCCUUUUUGUCCAACAGAGAGUUGAUACAGAAGGAAGUUUGCAUAAAUGUGAUAAACCUGUAGGAAACUUUAAACAAUAUUCAGAGCAAAUUAAGCAUCAUGGAAUUAUUUUUGAGAAGAUUUGCAAAUAUAAUCAAUGUAGGAAGUCAUUCUGUUAUCAUUCAGGUCUUAAUCAAUAUCAUGGAAAAUAUGUUGAGGAAAAAACAUCUAAUGGCAAUAAAUGUCUGACAGUCUUUAGAAACACCUCAUCCUUUACAAAUAAUAAGAAAUUUCAUAGUGCCGAGAAACCUUUUCCUUGCAGUGAAUGUGGGAAAGCCUUCAGCCAGAGAGGAAACCUCACUGAGCAUAAGAGAACUCACACUGGAGAAAAACCCUUUGAAUGUCAUGAAUGUGGGAAAUCUUUUAGUCGUAGUGCACAUCUUACUGAACAUAAGAGAAUUCAUACGGGAGAGAAACCUUUUGUUUGUAGUGAAUGUGGAAAAUCCUUUAGCCGAAGUGGACACCUUACUGAACAUAAGAGAGUUCAUACUGGAGAAAAACCCUUUGAAUGUCAUGAAUGUGGGAAGUCAUUUUGCUGGAGUGGACAGCUUACUGAGCAUAAGAGAAUUCAUACUGGGGAGAAACCCUUUGAAUGCCAUGAAUGUGGAAAAUCUCUUAGCAACAACUUUUGCCUUACUCUACAUCAGAGAAUUCACACUGGAGAGAAACCCUUUGAAUGUAAUGAGUGUGGGAAAUCCUAUAGCCGGAGUGGACACCUUAUUGAUCAUAAGAGAAUUCAUACAGGAGAGAAACCCUAUGAGUGUAAUGAGUGUGGGAAAUCCUUCAGCCAGAGGGGACACCUUACUAAACAUCAAAGAAUUCAUACUGGAGAGAAACCCUUUAAAUGUAAUGAGUGUGGGAAAUCCUUCAGCCAGAGGGGAAAUCUUACUGAACAUGAGAAGAUUCAUGCUACAGUGAAGCCCUUUGAAUGUAACAAGUGUGGGAAGGUUUUCAGUCGAAAGUCUUACCUUCGUCUGCAUCAGAGAAUCCAUACAGGAGAGAAACCCUUUGAGUGUAUGGAAUGUGGGAAAGCCUUCAGCCAGAGGGGACACCUUAUUGAUCAUCAAAGAAUUCAUACUGGAGAGAAACCUUUUGCAUGUACUGAAUGUGGGAAAGCUUUUAGCCUGAGGGUAUGCCUUACUCUACACAAAAGAACUCAUACUGGGGAGAAACCCUAUAAAUGUAAUGAAUGUGGGAAAGCUUUCAGCCAGAGGGGACACCGAGCGGAACAUCAGAGAAUUCAUACUGGAGAGAAACCCUACAUUUGUAAUCAAUGUGGAAAAGCCUUUACCAACAACUCAAUCCUACGGAAUCAUCAGCGGAUUCAUACUGGAGAGAAACCCUAUAAAUGUGAUGAAUGUGGGAAAACCUUCAACCAGAGGAGACCCCUUACUGAGCAUCAGAGAAUUCAUACUGGAGAAAAGCCUUUUGGGUGCGCUGAAUGUGGGAAAGCUUUCAGCCGUAAAGUUUACCUUACUUUACAUCAAAGAAUUCAUACUGGAGAGAAACCAUAUAAAUGUAAUGAAUGUGGAAAAACCUUCAGCCAGAGAGGAGCCCUUAAACAACAUCAGAGAAUCCAUACUGGUGAGAAACCUUUUGAAUGUACUGAAUGUGGGAAAGUUUUUAGUCAUAGGGUAUGCCUUACUAUGCAUCAGAGAGUUCAUACUGGAGAGAAACCUUUUGAAUGUAAUGAAUGUGGGAAAGCCUUUAGCCAGCAUUCCAACCUUACCCUACAUGAGAGAAUUCAUACUGGAGAGAAACCCUUUGAAUGUAAUGAAUGUGGUAAAACUUUCAGCCAGUUUUGCCACCUAAUUGAACAUCAGAGAAUUCAUACUGGAGAGAAACCUUUCGAAUGUAACAUUUGUGGGAAGGCCUUCAAUCACAAGUGGCAGCUUACUGAACAUCAGAGAAUUCAUACUGGAGAGAAACCCUUUGAAUGUAAUGAAUGUGGGAAACACUUCAGCCACAGGACAUCUUUUAUUAAUCAUCAGAGGAUUCACACUGGAGAGAAACCCUAUGAAUGUAACGAAUGUGGAAAAGCCUUCAGCAACAAAUCAAGCCUUUGGAAUCAUAACAGAAUUCAUACUGGAGAGAAACCAUUUGAGUGUAAUGAAUGUGGGAAAGCCUUCAGUCAGAGAGGACACCUUACUGCACAUCAGAAAAUUCAUACUGGGGAGAAACCCUUUCAUUGUAAUGAGUGUGGGAAGCACUUUAGUCACAAGACUUCCUUUAUUCAUCAUCAGAGAAUUCACACUGGAGAGAAACCCUAUGAAUGUAAUGAAUGUGGGAAAGCCUUCAUCAGCAAUUCAAACCUCAGAGGACAUCAGAGAAUUCAUACUGGAGAAAAACCCUUUGAGUGUAGUGAAUGUGGAAAGGCAUUCCGUCAAAGUUGCCACCUAACUGAACAUAAGAGGGUUCACACUGGGAAGAAACCCUUUGCUUGUAAUGAAUGUGGGAAAGCCUUUAGCACCAGCUCAACUCUGAGGAAGCACCUUUGUAAGCAUCUUUGUAAACUUUAAAGCACUAUGAAUGUGUAUGAUGGCAAUGUUGUGAUUAUCAAAUGAGCCAUACUGAAAGAAAACCCUCAUGAUUGUGAUUUUAAAAAGGAGAAAUGAUAGCAUGUAGUUUAUCACUCAUCAGACAUCAGAUGCUUCCUACAGGAGAGUCAAGAUGUCACUUUGUCACCAGGUACAAUAUUAUUUGGUCCUUUGUGAGAGAAAGACCUUGAUAUCUUUUAUUCCUCCAUGUUACCUGCCAUCAGGUGAUAUUAGAGUGUUAUUAGUCAGUGCAGCCAAGUAUGUUAGGGCAAGGCCUGAAACUCUGUCCUAAAAAAAUCUGUUAGUAAAUCCUCUAAAAUGUUAUUUAACAAAAUAGCUCAACAUAAAUUUAGAGUGAAGGAAUAAAAGUGGGAAGAGAAAUUACCUAAAAUGACAAUUUUUUUUUUUCCGAGACUGGAGCGUGAUUACUAUGAAGCCAGCUUUAUUUAAGAUCCUCCGUGAUGUAAAUGAACUGACCCUGGGUUGAAUUGCGACCAGUUUACACAUUUUCUUGCGUGGGGGUUUGGGAACAUAUCGUUGAGUAUCACUGUUGGAAAGGACCUCAAACAUAAUUUAAUCUUACUGAUAACUUGUGGAAAUGAAGAAUGGAACAGGGGUGAGGUGGAAACAAGAAUUGUCUUUUAAUGUUUGGAUUUCUAUUUGAUGCUUCAAUGCCGACUUGAGGAAUUUCAAGAGAACUCAACCUGAAAGAUCAAAGUCUAGAACCCUUGUGUGUAACUUAUACUAAGAAUAAACUAGAUUUAGGAGGCUGGUGGUGAAACUGAUGAUGUGCAAGUGACGUGACAUGGGUGGGAACUCACUACAUUGAGGAAUAAAAGGGCUACCAGAUUGGGUUCUUCACGGACCCAGAGAAACGUUUACUCAUCUAAAGACACUGGUCCUCAGUGACCUAACAAUAGCCAGCAUUUAUCUGGUGCUGUAAGGUUUGCAGAGCACUUUUUAUAUGUUACCACAUUUGACCCUCAUUGUGACUCUGUGAGCCCUAGGGAUCGUGCUUCAGGGUAACUAGCUCAGCUGGAGAGUCAAUCAUGACUGCUCUUCAAUCGGAGCAUCUCAAGGUUUUGUGGGAAUGGUGGAGUGUUGUUCACUCAAUCUUACUGUCUUCAUGCCUGUGAUCUCAGGAGCUAGAA